Molecule: messenger RNA, 679 nt
Organism: Ceratosolen solmsi marchali
Lineage: Eukaryota; Metazoa; Arthropoda; Insecta; Hymenoptera; Agaonidae
Product: glutamate decarboxylase
Exons: 5
Coding region: 185-679 (164 amino acids)
Biological process (GO): GABA biosynthetic process
Cellular component (GO): cytoplasm
Molecular function (GO): glutamate decarboxylase activity
Source: RefSeq, a predicted model, not a curated record
GCCACUCUACCUCUCUACCUCUCUCUCAAUCACUCGCGUCCUAGAUUAUACAGCUGUACGGACGAAAAGCUAGGAGACGGUCCAGGAGAGGAGGAUUUCCAUCAGAUUGUUGGACGCGAGCUGCUGCGGAGGACGGAGGCCAAGCGACACGACAGGGAUCGCAGAAAAGGGGCACUGCAGAGUCAUGGACAAUGUACAAAUGAUCGGCACUAAAAUCACAGCGAUCAAGGAAUAUUUAUAUAACUUUGCCAGGACACAUUCGCCCACUAGACUCAUGAGUUCCGAAAAUACGUACUCGCUCUCAAAGGAGCACAGUAACCUCAAAUAUUCUGAUAUAUUGCCACAAAAUGUCGAGGGAUAUCCAGCCACUAAGGAGUUCCUCAUGAAAGUCGUCGACAUACUACUCGAUUAUAUUAAAACGCAGAGUGAUCGAAAUUCGAAGGUACUCGAGUUUCAUCAUCCUAGCGAAAUGAUGCGUUUACUGGAUCUCGAAAUUCCUGACACUGGCGUAACGCUCCAGCAGUUAUUGAUCGAUUGCUCGACAACGUUGAAAUAUCAAGUAAAAACUGCAUACGGCAGGAGCAAUAGGGAAGAGAUAAGGCGGUUAAAGAUACUUUCAUUCCCGUUCUCUAUACCCAUCGGACCAGCCCCAAAGAUAUACAGAGAUCGUGAUAAAUAG